CAAAAUAGGCCGUACUUUUAGUGGGGUGUAUAAAAAUCCCUAACCUCCCACUUAAGACAUAUUUCUCCUCCAGACAUCUCUUUCAAAUUCCUUCUACAGAAGUAGGGUGAGGGCAUAGUGUGUGCCAAAAUGAAGGUUUUUGCCCUAAUGGUCCUGCUGAUUAGCAUCUGCUGUUUAGAAGGCGCUUUAGUGAAGCGACAAGCUGAAGAACCAGCGGAGGGUGAAGUCUCAGCCCUGUUCACCACUCAGGUUUCUGACUUUAUCAAAAGGCUGCAACAACAGGCCGAAGAUUUCGCUUCUUCGAUCAAGAAUUCAUUUGGGCAGGAAAGGAUAGAAGAAAUAAGGAGCCAGGCAGAGACGAUUCUCCAGCAGGUGCAAAACAGCUUCACGCCCCUCACUGAGGAAAUGAGACAGAAUUUGGCCCGAUUGUUCCCCAUCCCGCCCCAAUCCAAGCCACCUGCCCAAGAGGGAGUGUGAAGUCGGCUCUGUUGAAACGGAGUUCUCUGUUCCCGUCCGCUAAGGAUGAAUAUUUAGAGAAGGACCGGCACUUUUUCCCGAACCAAAGCUGUUGAGAUCUUAAGACUGGUCACAAUAAAGAUAAACCAGUUCUUGUUU
Python bivittatus (Burmese python) is the source of this 615-nucleotide messenger RNA. RefSeq names its product apolipoprotein A2 (gene APOA2). NCBI's taxonomy places the organism in Eukaryota, Metazoa, Chordata, Lepidosauria, Squamata, Pythonidae. Gene Ontology annotation, cellular component: extracellular region. Gene Ontology annotation, biological process: lipoprotein metabolic process; lipid transport. The record is from RefSeq and is a predicted model, not a curated record. Gene Ontology annotation, molecular function: lipid binding.